Thermothielavioides terrestris NRRL 8126 is the source of this 2225-nucleotide messenger RNA. RefSeq lists its product as uncharacterized. The record is from RefSeq and is a predicted model, not a curated record. Gene Ontology annotation, biological process: maturation of 5S rRNA; mRNA cis splicing, via spliceosome. Gene Ontology annotation, cellular component: U4/U6 x U5 tri-snRNP complex. The transcript has 2 exons. NCBI's taxonomy places the organism in Eukaryota, Fungi, Ascomycota, Sordariomycetes, Sordariales, Chaetomiaceae. Bases 68 to 2095 code for a protein of 675 amino acids.
CGCGACGGCCUGCGCAGCAUCGCCCAAUUCCUUAAUUCGCGCGACUCCAACCGCACAUUUGAUCAAAAUGGACGCGGCGUCGAUUGUGGAGAUCAACAAGGUCCGGCUGGCGAUGGGCAUGAAACCCCUGCCAGUCCCGGGAGCCGCGCCGCCACCCAAAGAGCCGACCCCGGAAAAGGAGACGGGCGACGACGGCCGGCCAGUGAGCACCCUCGAGACUCGCGAGGCCGCCGGCGUCGAGAACUUUCGAAAAGUACAAGAAGCCGCGGCGGCAAAGAGGAAGCGAGAAGAGAAAGCCGCCGCCAUCAAGAAGGCACGCGAGCUGGCGCAGCGCUCUGCCGUGGUCGCGGGCAAGGGUCUGGCCGACGACGACGACGACGAGGACUUGGACGUCAAGUCAUGGCUCAAGAAUCAGAAGAAGCGGCAAAAGAAGAUCGAGGCUGCUCGGAAGGCCGAGGAGGAGAAGGCCGCCGCCGAAGCCGCCAAGGCUGCCGCGGCCGAGCACACCGCGGCGGACUUGGCUGGUGUCAAGGUCGCGCACGACAUGGCUAGCUUCCUGGGCGGCGACGAUCAGAUCCUCACGUUGAAGGACGCAGGUGUGCUCGAGAACGAGGAGGAAGGCGACGAGCUCGAGAACCUGGAGCUGCGGGAGCAGGAGAAACUCCAGGAGAGGCUGGAUCUCAAGAAGAAGCGACCCGUCUACGAUCCCAACGACGUCGACGAGACGGGCGAGAUUGGUCUGUUGUCCAAGUAUGAUGAGGAGAUCUAUGGCAAGAAGAAGAAGGCUUUUACUCUAGACUCGGUUGCGACGAAGACGGAGCUCGCGGAUAUCCUCGAGGCGCCAGCAGCCCAAAGGAGGAAGCACCAGGUGGCGGACCUUGAUGCUCUCGGUAGGGAUCUUUGCAAUACGCACAGUGGCCGGCCAGGAUCAGUGCUAACCGACGGCGGAACAGAAGACGCGCCUGCGCCGACUUCGGACUAUCUAGAUCCGUCAGAAGUGAAGGUCAAGAAACCCAAGAAGAAGAAGUCCAAAUCGACGCGACGGCGACGAGAGGACGACGACGACGUCUUGUUUGCCGGUGACGCAGCCAAUGGCGAGGAGGAAGCGCAGGAAAUGGAGGUCGACUCUGGCGCUCCUGCCCCCGCGAAGAAGAGGAAAGUGGUCGACGACGGUUUUGUCGAUGACGAAGACCUACAAUCAUCCCUGGCGCUCCAGAGGAGGGAGGCGUUAAAGAAGAGGAAGAAGACGCGGCCGGAGGACAUCGCGAAGCAGCUGCGAGAAGCAGAGAACGCAGACGGAGAGGUUGAAGAGGACAAGGGCGCCGUGAUGGACGAGAUCAGCAGGUUCGUCGACGGGCUGCGCGCCGAGGCCGAAGAAGAGCGCAAGCCGCGCAGGCUCAAGAGUGAAGAAGCAGUCACCAAGAUGAAGGAGGAGUCCUCCGAAGACGAAGAAAUGCGCGACGUGGACCACCCCUCGGCUUCCCGCGAGGCGACGCCCCUAGGCGAAGUCCCCGUCACGGGCGUGGAAGAGGAAAAGACGGUCGACCAAGGCCUGGGCGCCACGCUCGCGCUGCUCCGCGACCGGCACCUCAUCGAGGAGGGCAGGGGCGCCGAGCUCAACGAGAAGUUCCGGCAGCGGCAGCGCUUCCUCAACGAGCUGCGCCGGCGCAUGGACCUGUUCGACCAGGAGACGCGGGCGCAGCGCGAGCGCGACCGGGCCAGCGGGCGGCUGGACCGCAUGUCGGCGCGCGAGCGCGAGGAGUGGCAGCGGCAGCAGAACACGAUCCGCGACCAGCACCAGUCGCGCGUCAUCGACCAGCUCUUCCGCGAGGGGUACCGGCCGGACGUGGAGCUCAAGUACGUCGACGGCGACGGGCGCCGGCUGGACGCCAAGGAGGCCUUCAAGGAGCUGUCGCACCAGUUCCACGGCAAGGGCAGCGGCAAGGGCAAGACGGACAAGCGGCUCAAGAAGCUGGCCGAGGAGAAGAGGCGGAUGGCGCAGAGCAUGCUGGACGCGAGCCAGAACGUGGGCAUGAGCUCGGCCGCGUCGCAUCAGAUCAAGAAGCGGCGCGAGGCGGGCGUGCGGUUGGCGUAGGCCCCGCGGUAUUUACGACUGACUGAUGCGCGCGGUUGAUUUGGGUCUGUUCUGGGAUACCGAGAGUCCAAGAAAGGUUGUAGAGGGAGAGGUCUGACCCUGGCCAGGCUUCGAACUGUGUGGUUCCAGU